Messenger RNA from Symsagittifera roscoffensis, 1945 nucleotides. Its product is annotated as mRNA-capping enzyme-like. Lineage: Eukaryota; Metazoa; Xenacoelomorpha; Acoela; Convolutidae. Bases 76 to 1935 code for a protein of 619 amino acids. The transcript is spliced from 3 exons. The record is from RefSeq and is a predicted model, not a curated record. Gene Ontology annotation, biological process: protein dephosphorylation; 7-methylguanosine mRNA capping. Gene Ontology annotation, molecular function: protein tyrosine/serine/threonine phosphatase activity; mRNA guanylyltransferase activity; ATP binding.
AAAUGUGAAAUUAAACGAGAUCCCGAUGUCCUAAAAAUCAUUUGUUGAGUCAGAUCUUGAGUAAAAUCACUUCCUAUGGCUGAUCGAAAAAGGCGACUUGAUGAUUUCGUCUAUGAUCCAACGGCCUUGCCUCCUAGAUGGAAAGACUGUCCCAGACGAGGCACCAUCAUCUGCGAUCUCUUCUUCCCUUUCAAAACUCCUCUGGACGAGAAGUUUGACGACAAGUUGGAACCCCACGAGUGUUUCCAUCCCCAUAUGGUACUAACGCAGCAAAACCGAAUUGGAUUGUGGAUUGAUUUGACGAAAACAAGUCGUUUCUACGAUUACAAGUUGAUUGAGAGCAGAGGCGUGCAAUAUCAAAAAAUCCAAUGCGACGGUCACAGCGAAGCCCCGAAUGACGAUAUUAUGUCUAAUUUUAUGGAACUGUGUCAUACUUUUUCUUGUAAUAAUCCAGGAUUGCGAAUUGCUGUUCAUUGCACACAUGGGUUCAAUCGAACUGGGUAUCUUAUCUGCGCUUAUCUCGUAAGAUGGAUGAAAAUGCCGCUCCUAGAUGCAAUUAAAUUGUUCGCCCAACAUAGGCCUCCGGGUAUUUACAAACAAGAUUACCUGGAAACUCUUUGCCUCAAAGCGGGCAUACCUUUACUCAUGUGUCCGUCGGCGCCUGAGAGACCGGAUUGGGACAACGGAGACGAAAACGGUUCAGAUCCGACAGUCGAGGCGUCGUCUUCUUCGGCCGAAGGCGCUUCUUCGGCUGGUGGAACGGCCUCAGAGGACUCUCAACCGCAGUUGCCGAAGAAGAGAGCGAGGAAGGAGGUGAAUAAGGACAAUGCGGUUUUCUGUCCGGAUCUGGAGGGGGGAGUGGAGCAGGUGACAGACAUGGAACUGGUCCAGAGUGUGAGGGACAAAGUACAAGAUAUGUGUAAUUGGACUUCUGGAGGCUUCCCAGGUCUGCAGCCUGUAUCUUUGGACAUGGAGAACUUGUUGACCAUGGCAGAUGACCACUUCCGAGUGAGUUGGAAGGCGGACGGACUGCGAUACAUGAUGCUCAUCAAUGGACCCCAAGAGACCUACUUCCUAGACAGGGACAACACAGUCUUCGUCGCCCCCCAGUUUGUAUUUCCCAACAGGAAGGCCCCCGAGAUGGACUUGUGUGACACUUUGCUGGACGGGGAGUUGGUCGUUGAUAGUCACGACGGCAAUAAAAUUCACAGAUUCCUGGCGUACGACAUAGUGCAGUUCAUGAACGAACAAGUGGGCAAAAUGAACUACGACAUCCGCCUUCUAUGUAUUGAGAAGGAAAUUGUGGUACCUCGGAACAAUCUGGAAUCCCGCGUGGACAAGUCAUCGGAACCCUUCAGCAUCAGAUGCAAACCAUUCUACGACAUCACGAAAGCUAGAAAACUGCUGGCAAGUGGGAGCAAAUUUAACAGCCAAGUGUCACACGAGUUAGACGGACUCAUGUUCCAAAAAUGGAACUCGCCUUAUGUCGGAGGAACAAACUUUGCUGUUUUGAAAUGGAAGCCGCCUCAUUUAAAUACAAUAGAUUUCAAAAUGAACGUUUGCGUUGCGAAGAAAGUUGGAUUUUUGGAUCAAUAUACGAUCGAAUUAUACGUUACAGGAUGUAAACAACCGGUUGGAUAUUUGAAGUUGAAAGACGAACCGAAAGAGGUCAAAAAUAAAAUAUCGAGUCUUCCUGAAGGUGCGAUUAUAGAAUGUGCUCCGCUUUCGUUCACAGAAACGAACGGAUAUCGAGCGAAAGAAUUGUGGAAGUUUUUGAGGCAUCGAACUGAUAAGAGCACGCCUAAUCACAUAAAAACUGCGAAGUCGGUGUUUAGAUCAAUUUUGAAGCCAGUUACUGAACAAAUUUUACUAAACUUCAUAGAUCAGAGAGCCAAAAAACCCUCUGCGAAGGUACCAGGCAAUAAUCAUGCUUAAAUUAUUUUGU